This is a messenger RNA of Cololabis saira (Pacific saury), 1591 nucleotides long. RefSeq names its product syntaxin 18 (gene stx18). The transcript is spliced from 11 exons. The coding region runs from base 1 to 1014 and encodes 337 amino acids. Gene Ontology annotation, cellular component: membrane; endoplasmic reticulum; SNARE complex. The record is from RefSeq and is a predicted model, not a curated record. Lineage: Eukaryota; Metazoa; Chordata; Actinopteri; Beloniformes; Belonidae. Gene Ontology annotation, molecular function: SNAP receptor activity. Gene Ontology annotation, biological process: intracellular protein transport; retrograde vesicle-mediated transport, Golgi to endoplasmic reticulum.
AUGACGUGUCGGUUUGUUUACAGGAGCGACCUGCGCGCAGACAUGGCUGUGGAUAUAACUCUACUUUUCAAAGCCAGCGUUAAGACGGUGAAGACCAGAAACAAGGCCAUAGGAAUAGGCUUUGAAUCUACCAAAGAUGAGAUUUUCAAGAGAAGCAGAACGAAGAGCGGCUUCUCGCAGAGAGCGAAAGAAGUGAUCACGAACAUCACCAAGCUUAAAGACUUUCUGCUACAGCACCGAAAAGAUUAUGUGAGCGCUGGAAGUCUUAUUUCAUCAGAUCUUACCCGCAUGACGGACAGUGAGCGAGACCAGAUAGACCAGGACGCUCAGAUCUUCAUGAGAACCUGUUCUGAAGCCAUCAAGCAGCUACGCAGUGAAGUGGAGAAGCAGGCGGCGCCAGUGCAGAUUAAGGAGCACAGGGGAGCGGUGCUGGACCUUAUUGAGAUGUAUCUGAGAGGAGUAUGCAAAAUUUAUUCUGAGCAAAGAGCAAUUAGAGUGAAGAGGAUGGUGGACAAGAAGAGGCUAUCAAGACUUGUGCCCGAGCACCCCAGUCGUGUGGAGAAAAAAGUCGAAGUGGAGCCCACAGAGGAGAAAAUUGUUAAGGAGGAAAGUUCUGAGAGGAGUUCCUCAGAAGUCCAGAGCAAUUCUGUCAGCGUGUGGGAGGAGGGCCGAGUGGAGGAUGAGCUGUCCCCUGAGGAGAUCCAGAUGUUUGAGCAGGAAAACCAGAGAUUGGUCAGUGAGAUGAACAGCCUGGUGGAUGAAGUGAAGCAAAUCGAGGGGAAGGUGGUCGAGAUUUCGCGACUUCAGGAGAUCUUUGCUGAAAAAGUCCUGCAACAAGAAACGGAGAUAGACAGUAUUCACCAGCUGGUUGUGGGUGCAACAGAGAACGUGAAAGAAGGCAAUGAGGAUAUACGGGAGGCAAUCAAAAACAACGCUGGCUUCAGAGUAUGGAUCCUCUUCUUCCUCGUCAUGUGUUCUUUCUCUCUCCUCUUCUUGGACUGGUAUGACAGUUAACGUAGGACUGGCAGUGGACUUUCCAACAGGAAACCGCCCGUCUCUCUGGCACGUAUUGUUUAUCUAAUGAACAAGUGAUGACAACACGGUGACUGAACGAGCGCCUUAUACUGCUAGACCUUGUGGGAAAAAAUGGUCCUUCACGAAGAUUGUGUCACCGCUGCUGAAUGAUUCAUCCUUUUCCCGAGCUUUCAGGUCGGCUUUGAUGCGUGUUUGGCAAAAUCUAUGUGAACCACUUUGUCCAGUUUAGCAGCCUGUCCAGUGGACAAUUUGUCUUUCUGUGUCCGUAAAGCUGAUGAUGAAAAAACUGUUUUUGUGAAUGUGACCAGACAAAAACAAGAUCGGGUGAAUUCUGCUGUGUCCCCUGAUUCCAAUUCAAAAAUGCAUAAUAACAAUAGUGUUGUAUUAUUAUAAUAAUAAUAAUAAUAAUAACAAUAGUAAAUCCUGAACAGGAUUCACUGCACUUGUUCCUACUAUACUAUGACAUAUGCUUAUCUCAGUCUAAGAAAAACACAAAUGUCAUCCACAGCGGCAACUGUAUGAGCACUUUCUAAUAAAACUAAUCCUCUAAAAUUGA